GUCUUGUUUUCGUUUUACGCGCUUCUCUUUGCACACCCCCAUGCGCCGCGGCGAAACCGCAUGCGGCGUUUCGGACUGCACUUCGCCAUUGGUGUGGUGUGGCUCCCGGCGGCUUUGGGCUCAGGUGCAGACUGCGAGGCGGUGCGGCGAGCGUGGCAGCAUGCGGCCCAGAGCGGCCUGCACUUCUACGCGGACGGUUCCAGCACUGGCGCAGCGCUCACGGAGCCCCGGGACCAGCGCGCCAGGAAGGCGCAAGAGGCGCUCGCCGAAGGUGUGGCAGCGCUCUCCCGUCUGGACGACUUCGAGGAGGUCUGCGUGGGGAUUGCAGAACACCCGGAGGCAGCCCGGACUUCUCAUAGGCUCUUCCUCUUGCUGCUGCAGUCCCGGGAGGAGGGGCGGAGCCUCUUGGCGGAGGGCCUACCUCUGGAUGAGGAGCUGUCGUUGCUGGACGGCCAGACGCCUUGGUCCGAGCUCCUCCACUCAGGCUGGCCGGUGUUCUUGCUGGCAGCGGCGGUGGAGAUGGAGUUCCGUGACCCGCCGACCCAAAGUCUGCACGCGCAGCGCCUCUACCGCCAGGAGCCUUCGGAGGGCUGCCGCGAGGACCAGGAGGUCUUGCACCAAGUCACCAUGCUCUACGCAGCAGAAGGUCGCACCGCCCGGAUCAUGGACCUGCGCCACUUCUUGCGCCAGGAGGUCGAGGGCAAUCCCGACGUCAUGGCGGGGCCCGAGUUCCUCCUGGACCUCGCCGCUGGCCAGCCGAGGGCGCCCGACACCUGCCGAGCCGCCCUCAGCGUGGCCUACGCGGCGCUGGCGGAUGCGCUGCAGUGCCACUGGCGGCGCCCGCGGUCGCGGCGCAUGCACGAGCUUGCGGACGCCGCAGUGAACAACGCGCAAGAAGGCGCGCUGGCAGCCUUCGGCUCUGGGCCGGCGGCCUUCAGUGCGCUGCUGCGCUCGCGCUGGCCGCUGCUCAGCUUCUUAGGGCGGCUGCAGCCGAGGCCGCUCACUCCGCCCGUUUCCCCGCCCGCGGUGGUGUCCUGGUCCUCUCGUGAGGCAGAGCUGGGGGGCAUGAACUGGGCGGAGCACUUUGCCACGGAGGUCUUCUCCGGUCUUGAGGGCGUAGAGCUGGAGCCGGACUUGGAGUGCGCCGACAUCUAUGUCUACCGCUCGAAGGUCCCGGUGAACUUCGGGGGCGUGCUGAUCUUCGUGGACGGCGAGCGCUCGCCCGAGGACAGCCUCCAGGAGGGACUGCUGCGGAGCUAUCCGGCCUCCAUCGUGGUGGGUCCUCUCCCCGCGGGAGGCCUUGCGGACUUCUUCCCCGUACCCGCCGCGUCCACCUCCUUUGCAGCGCGGCUCAUGCACACGCCCAUGGCGCUGACGCGUCCGCGGACUGUGGAGGCGCUCGCUCGGCCGGGCUUUGUGGCGUACCUGGUCUAUCGCUGCUACCCACACCGGGAGCACUUCUUCUCGCUGCUGGAAACCGCGGCGCGUGCAACGCCUGGCCUGGGCCCAGUGGAGAGCCUCUCGCGCUGCGGCAAUGCGCCGGAGAGGGAGAGGAGGUCGGAUCGGUACUCAGCCAGCUACUAUGACGACGCGGUGGCGCUCUUCCGCGGCUUCCGCUUCGCCAUGGUCUUCGAGAACCGCUUGUCGCCGAGGUACGUCACCGAGAAGAUUGUGAACGCCUUCCUCAGUGGCGCUGUCCCCAUCUACUGGGGCUCACCGUACGUGAUGAAGCUGUUCAACCCCAGGGCGUUCAUCUACGUGAACGGCUUCAUCUCCUUCGAGGCUGCAGUGGCGCACGUGCUGCGUGUGGCGCAAGAUGCGGAGCUCUACCGGAGCUACGCGGAGGCGCCGGUGUUGAGGAACACCUCGGCAUGGGCCUUCUCCUGGCACAGAGAUGCCCCUCUGCCGGAGCAAACCUCGCUGCGGGAGGCCUUAGCAACGCUGGCGCUGCAGAAGCACCGUGAGGCCUUGCAGGGUGCCCUCCCUGCCAUUGAGCGCCGGCCCUUCGAUUAUGUGGACCUCUUCCCGGCGUGAGAGAUCAGGAAAC
Molecule: messenger RNA, 2047 nt
Organism: Effrenium voratum
Lineage: Eukaryota; Dinophyceae; Suessiales; Symbiodiniaceae
Source: the annotation of a GenBank genome assembly